UUCACUGUAACCCGCAACCUUUGUUUAUCUUGAAGGGAAAACACGACAAAGAAUUUUGCCAAUUUGAAGCUAACUUUUCAUUGUUAUAAACAGGAUAUUUAUUACUAAAUUAAAAUGCCUGCAGCCAGAGAAAGUCUUGAAAUAAAAUACUUCUAUCAUUUGGGCUUCUCUGGUAUGUUUGCACUCUCUCCAGUUUGUGCUAAUUACUACCAAAGACGACCGCUCUACGCUGGUAUUCACAGGCAUAUUCUUUUGGGCAUUCUAGGUUUCGCUGUUGGUCACUAUGUAACAAAAUACCUAGAUAAUAAAUGGGUUGAAAGAGAUGCUAUUAUCAGACAUUAUGUUGAACUCCAUCCCGAGGAUUUUAAAGUAGAGAGGAAGAAGUUUAAAGAAAUCUUCGAUGAAUGGUAUCCAAUUCGAUAAUCAAUAUCAUCCAACAUAGUUUGGCUUAGAAGAUUGGACGGAAUCUAAAACUAUAUUCUGUUUAAAUAGUUUCACACUCUAACAUUAAUUCUACUACUUUUGUAUUCUGGUUUAAAUAGUAGAGAAAUGAAGCAACCAAUCGCUAUUGUUGAUGUUCUUUGUAAAUAAAUAAAGUAUUUGAGAUAAAAGUA
Parasteatoda tepidariorum (common house spider) is the source of this 614-nucleotide messenger RNA. RefSeq names its product NADH dehydrogenase (ubiquinone) B14.5 B subunit (gene ND-B14.5B). Gene Ontology annotation, cellular component: mitochondrial inner membrane; respiratory chain complex I. Lineage: Eukaryota; Metazoa; Arthropoda; Arachnida; Araneae; Theridiidae. Gene Ontology annotation, biological process: mitochondrial electron transport, NADH to ubiquinone. The record is from RefSeq and is a predicted model, not a curated record.